GGGAUGGUUUAAUGAUUCGCUAGAGACGUUAGGUAACAUUACAUAAGGGCUGCUCAUUGCAGCUGGUAGACACAGUUGUUGACCAAAUUGCACUGAAUUAUAACUACUGCACACACAAAAAUUGCUUGCUGAAACGAAAUGGAUUGGACGGAGCUUAUUCCCGCAUUGUUCCUCUUUAUCCUUACAAUUACCUUCAUUGUGAAACUGGGUGGUUUCUGGAACAAGAGCUCCCAAAAUUUUCCACCAGGACCAAGGCCUUUACCUCUCAUUGGGAAUCUCCACAUCAUGGAUCUGAAGAUGCCUUACAGAACCAUGCUAAAGUGGUCAAAAGAGUAUGGCUCUGUCUUCAGCAUCCAAAUGGGUCCCAAAAAAAUGGUGGUCCUGACAGGAUAUGAGACGGUAACGGAGGCCCUGGUGAAUCAGGCCGAUGCAUUUGCAGAGAGGGCCAUCAGCCCAAUUUUGGAAGAGCUCACAAAGGGCUUUGGUGUAGCUUUUUCUCACGGUGAAAACUGGAAAGUGAUGCGACGGUUUGCGCUAACCACAUUACGGGAUUACGGCAUGGGAAAGAGGUCCAUAGAGGACAGAAUUGUGGAAGAGUGCAGUGUCCUGGUUAAGAAAUUUGAAUCUUACCAAGGAAACCCAUUUGAGACCACCACAAUUAUGAAUGCAGCUGUUGCCAAUAUUAUAGUGGCCAUACUACUAGACAAGCGAUUUGAUUAUGAAGAUCCCACAUACAUAAGACUUCUGAAGUUGAUCAGUGAAAAUGCCCGGCUUGUUGGAAGCUCUUCAGUCACGCUGUAUAACAUGUUUCCUGCUCUUGGUUUUCUUUUGGGGGCUCAUAAGACUGUCCUUCGCAACAGAGAUGAGUUCUAUGACUUCAUAAAUGUCACGUUUAUAAAACACCUCAGAGAUUUGGAUGAAAAUGACCAGAGGAGCUUUAUUGAUUCUUUUCUUAUUCGACAGCAAGAGGAGGAGAAGAAGAACAAGACGAAUGCAUAUUUCCACAACGAAAACUUAAAAGCUGUUGUGGGUAACUUAUUUGCUGCUGGCACGGAGACCACUUCCACUACACUGCGCUGGGGACUGUUACUAAUGAUGAAAUAUCCUGAAAUUCAGAUAAAGGUCCAAGACGAAAUUGCAAAGGUUGUUGGAUCUUCUCAACCAAGGAUUGAACACCGAACAAAAAUGCCUUAUACAGAUGCUGUGGUCCAUGAGAUCCAGAGAUUUGCUGAUAUUGUCCCAACCAACCUGCCCCAUGCAACCACUGUGGAUGUUACCCUCAAAGGCUACUUCAUUCCAAAGGGGACAUACAUCAUACCAUUGCUGUCCUCUGUGCUGCACGAUGAAUCUCAAUGGGAGAAACCACAUAAAUUCUACCCUGAGCAUUUUUUCAACUCUGAAGGAAAAUUUGUAAAGAGAGAUGCUUUCAUGCCUUUCUCUGCAGGACGGAGAGCAUGUUUAGGUGAGACUCUUGCCAAAAUGGAGCUCUUCCUCUUCUUCACAAGUCUCCUGCAGAGAUUCACCUUCCAGCCACCCCCUGGAACAUCUCAAGAAGACCUGGACCUUACUCCUGCAGUUGGGCUGGCAACAUCGCCCAUGCCCCACCAGCUCUGCGCUCUGCCACGUUUCUAAGACUCACAAGUUCCUGGCUUGCUUAUCCUACCUGUGUGUGCAAUGCGAGCCUUUCUUAAAACAGCCCUGAAUCCCAUAAAGCUAGCGUUGAAGCAUCUAGACCUGAAUUCUUAUGACACUUGGGGCCAGGGGUGCCAACUCUAUGGGGCUGAGGUGUCUGUUGGAAGGGGACCAUGCCCCCUCAAUGUUGAGGGGGCGGAGGAGACCAUCCGCAGAACUGAGCGCAGUGCACAGCAAUGCAGCUCCAGUGACCGGCUCCUCUUGAGUGCAGGAGGAGAGGAACCACCUGCCAUUGAAGCCACGCCAUGCUGUACUCCAUGCUUGGUCUCCCCUGACGAUGUGAUGUUGUGCACUCAUGAUGUCACAUCUUGGGCGCAAGUUGGUGCCUCUGCUUCAGCCAUAGAGAUCAACCGACAAAACUGGUUUCUUGUAUUCACACAUU
Zootoca vivipara (common lizard) is the source of this 2074-nucleotide messenger RNA. RefSeq names its product cytochrome P450 2K1-like. Gene Ontology annotation, cellular component: cytoplasm; intracellular membrane-bounded organelle. Gene Ontology annotation, molecular function: iron ion binding; oxidoreductase activity, acting on paired donors, with incorporation or reduction of molecular oxygen, reduced flavin or flavoprotein as one donor, and incorporation of one atom of oxygen; heme binding. The record is from RefSeq and is a predicted model, not a curated record. Gene Ontology annotation, biological process: xenobiotic metabolic process. Lineage: Eukaryota; Metazoa; Chordata; Lepidosauria; Squamata; Lacertidae.